UAUACGCUGAAAAUCUCUCUCGUUAUAGUUCUUCAGCAGCUUUUCUUCAUGGAAAACAAAUUAGUGUUUUCUUUUCUGUUAAAAGUUUGAAUUUCAGUUAGAUUUCCCUUUUGUUUUCUUUCCUUAAUUAUUGUAAAGAGAUGGAUUUUCAUGGCAUGAAGAGAAAAGAACUGCAGGCGUUGUGUAAAAAGCAUGGCGUCCCUGCAAAUCUCACUAACCGUGAAAUGGUGGAUCGUUUGACUUCCAUUUUUAAGGAAAAUGAAGAUCCUGUUUCGUUAGAAGAGUCCAGCAGUAUUCCAGAAGAAAUAUGUAGUGAAAAUGAAGCUAAGAUUGUCAAAAAGCAGUUAAAGAAAGUCAGGUUUAGUUCUGACAAUGAAACCAUUGAGUACGAGGUUUCUGUCUAUCAGCAGCGUAGAGGAAGGUCUAGGAGGCAAACGUUGUCCAAGAAUCCUGCCCAGGUGCUUGAAAAUGUUCCAGAUAGUGAAGAUUCCAGAAACUCUGAGGGCUGCCAAGUUAGAGUCACAAGGUCUAGAGUGCAAAAUGCGGUUGAAGAAGUUGUACAUUUGGCACCUUCGCCUCCUGUUGGGAGAAAGAGAGGUAGAGUAGGCAAGAAGGGUAAAGAUGCUGAAGAGGUGGUCAGUGAUUCUGAGGGUUUAGAAUUGGGUCAGAAAGAAGAUGUCAAGAAUGGUCAUGAUAAAGUUACUGGUGGGUUAAGAGGGAGGCAGUUACGAAGUAGGAAGAACGUGAGUCAGGAAGAUUCAAAGAAGAUAAGGGACGGCAAAGGAGGUGACGAGGUACAUUUGUUGGAUGACAAUUCUGAAGCCAAAAAUGGUCCAAAGCAGCAAUCAACCAGGACUUCUAGAAAAGGAGAUCAGUCUGUGGCAUUCGGCAGUGAAGUGGAAAAGGUUGAAGUUGUUUCUAGGGUGACACGGCAGUCAAGCGCACAAUCCAAAGAUGUAGCUUCUAUGGUUGAAAAGGAGGUUAAAAUAGUUGGGGUAAAGGAAGGCUAUGAAGCAGAGAAACCUGUAAGACGAUCAAAACGUAAUUCGGAGAAAGACUUUGCUACAUCAGUGAAAAGUGAUACACAGGUGACAGAGGUUCGGGAGCACUCUGAAAAGGAUAAUGCACUCGUGGAACCUCCAGAAUGUUCAAGGAGAUAUUCUUCCAGGCGAAAAGCUGUUGUAUCUCAGAGUGGUAAGGGGGGAAAUAAGGAAGAAUUCUUGAAAGAAGAGACCAGAAAACGAAGCAGGAGUGCUGAAUUGGAGGCAAUUGUUGAAGAGAGUAGUGAGGUUGAGAAGGUCAAGUGUGUCGUUACUUCACAACAAGAAGCCCCCUCGAGGAGGAGCAGACGCAAGACUGUGGCUCUUACCGCUCUAGCUUCCGAUUUGGCAUCGGUUGGAGGAAAGGGCUCGACUGAAGAAUUGGAUGCAAUUGUUGAAGACAGUAGUGAGGUUGAGAGGGCCAAGUAUGCAGCUACUUCACAACAAGAAGCCCCCUCGAGGAGGAGCAGACGCAAGACUGUGGUUCUUACUGCUCCAGCUGCCGAUUUGGCCAAUAAGGUAGAUAUUGGUAGAACGGAGCAGUUAGAGGCACCGGUUGUAGGGAAAGGCACGACUGAAGAACUGGAUGCAAUUGUUGAAGAUAGUAGUGAGGUCGAGAGGGCCAAGUAUGCAGCUACUUCACAACAAGAAGCCCCCUCGAGGAAGGGCAGACGCAAAACUGUGGUUCUAACUGCUCCAGCUGCCGAUUUGGCCAAUAAGGAAGAUAUUGGUAGAACGGAGCAGUUAGAGGCACCGGUUGUAGGGAAAGGCACGACUGAAGAAUUGGAUGCAAUUGUUGAAGAUAGUAGUGAGGUCGAGAGGACCAAGUAUGCAGCUACUUCACAACAAGAAGCCCCCUCGAGGAGGGGCAGACGCAAAACUGUGGUUCUUACUGCUCCAGCUGCCGAUUUGGCCAAUAAGGAAGAUAUUGGUAGAACGGAGCAGUUAGAGGCACCGCUUGUAGGAAAAGGCACGACUGAAGAACUGGAUGCGAUUGUGGAAGAUAGUAGUGAGGUUGAGAGGGCCAAGGCACAACAAGAAGCCCCCUCGAGGAGGAACAGACGCAAGACUGUGAUUCUUACUGCUCCAGCUGCAGAUUUAGCAAAUAAGGAAGAUAUUGGUAGUACGGAGCAGUUGAAGGCACCGCUUCAAGGAAAAGGCACAACUGAAGAAGUGGAUGCAAUUGUACAAGAUAGGAGUGAGGUUGAGAGGGCCAAGUCUGCCAUUACUUCACAACACCAAUCCCCCUUGAGGAAGAAUAGACGCAAGACUGUAAUUCUCACUGCUCCAGCUGCCGAGUUGCCAAUUAGGGAAGAUAUUAGUAGAAUGGAGCAGUUAAGAUCACCGCAUCUAGAGAAAGUCUCGACUGAAGAAAUACCACGAAAGUCCAGUCGAAAUUCUUCUCGACAUAGUAUACCUGGAACUUCAAAAGAAGACCAAUUUGCUGUUGCAGAAAAUGAUGACCAGGGAGUUAAGCAACAGACGCAAGAGCGUAAUCUGGAAGAAGAAAAGACUUCUGUUCUUAAGCAUCAUGCCGUAACACAGAAACCCCAAAGAAGCUCCAGUCUUAUUACUUCAGCAAGUGCCUCUGUUACACCUCCUAAUCAAACAGCCGAAGGCAUCGAGAAGAAGUUGCCAAGCAAGUCUGGAAUGGUGAUUGUAGAAGAGGAAGCUGCAAUUGUUGAGAGUCUUCCAUCUGCUGGAGAAUUGUCGGAAGAUUCAGGAAACAGAAAUAAUCUGGAUUUGGACGUUAGCAAACAGGUUGUCAAGAAUGGUGACGCAUGCUCUAAUUGGGUUAAAUCUUUACCGGUUGAAUUUGAAAGCAAUGUUAUCAACAUGGACUCAUCUGACGCAUCUCCUAUAGCUGGUCUUCCAUUUGGAGUGAAAAGGGAUCUUAUAGGUGCAACCUCCACCUUCCUUCACUCGGAGAAAGAAUUGACAGUGCUACCAGGUGGUGAAAACACUAAUAUUGAGAGUGAUGUGUCUGCUGAUGAUAGCAGAAUUCCAUUAGAAGAGGCUCAAAUCAUAGACAAAUUGAAGGCGGAUGUUAUUAAUCUGAAUAAAUUUGGUGAAAGUAGUGGUUGGAAGAGUGAACAAGAAGAUUGUGUAACAAAAGCUGAAGAAAUGAUUGCUACUGAUGUUUCAAAUGCAGAAGGGAUUCCAUACAUAGAGAGCUCGGUUGAGGCAGCUGAAAAUCAAGUGAGUAGUGCACAAUCUCAUUUUGCUACAGCAGAAACUGAUGCUCAUAAGAUAUUUGAUAUCCAGCAGAGUAGAUAUAGCAACAUUGUUGCCCCAGGAACUCCAAGCGGACCUGCACCAGGAAACCAAUUUGAAGAUAAGUGCCAGGCUGAAGCUGCUGACACUGCAGGAAAAGAGAUGUCUUACCAAGAAAGGAGUGAAGAUCCAGAUGCAGGAAAUGAACCCUGUGUUCAUGAAUCUGUAUUAAUGUAUGAGGAGAAUAAUGAAUUGGUGAAAAAUGAUGAAGAGAUAAGGAUACAUGAUGGUUCCUUUGAAAGCAAUUCUUCUCCGUCCUUGAAUAGAACUGGUGCUGUUGAUAACUCUAACUUGGUUGAAUCUAGAAUGGUUGAUUUUGAAAGCAGUGGUAGCAAAAUGGUUUGUCCUGAGAUAACUUCUCUAGCUGAUAUUUUUUCUUCUGGUGGCCAAGAAGAUCAUGCUGGCAAACCCUCUCGUAUUGAACUGGAGAAUGUAUUGGAGACACAAGAACUUUCUGAAAACAUGAAUAUAAAUUAUAAUAUGGAUGCUGAAGGAAUCAGAACUCCAGUUGCGGAGGAUCAGAUAAAAGGGAAAUUAGAAAAUGCCAAUACGAUUAUUGCUGACUCGGUUGAGGAGGUAAUUUUCAGUGAUCUCCUGAAUGAACUUGGUCAAAGUAUUGGUUUGAAGAGUGAAUCAGAAAUUCCUUUGGAGAUGUCUGAACAACUGAGUGCUACUAAGUUUUCUAAUGGUCAAGGAAUUAUACUCAUUGAGAGUUCUGUGAAGACAGAAAAGCAAGAACAUAGAGCUCAUAUUGAUGUUGUUGCUUCAAUAACCGGGACACCAAGUACUACAGAAAUGAAGUGUAGAUCAAGUAGUGACAAUGCUACUCACGGAACUCCAGUUGGACUUGCACCACAAAGCCAAGAUAAAUUAUGCAGUGCUGGGAAUACUGUCAGCAUUGUAGGAAGUGAUAUAUUCAAUCAUGAUGUGGAGAGUGGUUUGAUGGAGGAUGAUAAGGAGAAACUGCUCCAGGAUGAUACCAUUGAGGGUGAAAUAAAAAAUCAACUUUUUAUGUCCUUGAAUAAAACAGGUUCUCUUGAUGAUGCCUGUGUUGAAGUUGCAAGCAAUGCUAACAAAAUGGUUUCUUCUGGGAUGACCUAUAUUGCUGAUGUUUACUCUUCAGCCAAUCAAACAAAUUUUGCAGGUGAAACUUCAAAUGAGUUGAAACCGGAGAAAUUAUUGGAUUUAGAAGAACCAUCGAGGAUUGAAACUGUUAACUACACAACUGACAAAUUUGAAGUUAAAGAGGACACUAGUCUUUCACAAGAGGAUCAGGGUUCAAUGCACUUAGAGGAUACUGACAUAACUACUGCUGAACCAGUUCAGCAGGUAGUUUCCUUGAAGAAUGAAGAAGAAACAGGUACUGAUUCUUCCGGAAUAGGAAUGAUACAAACUGAAAAUUCAGUUGAGAUUAAUGAAAUGAGUGAAGCCGUUAGUCAAAAAGCAAUAACAGAAAGGCAAUGGAGCUUAAGCAAUCUUGAUAAAGAUUUGAUAAGUCCUCCAAGACCUCAAGAAGGCAGCCAAGACGUCAAAGGUAAACCUGAUGUGAGCAAUGCAGGACACGCGAUUCGUGGUCAGCUAAACCAUGAAGGUGUGAAAAUAGUUGAAAACGAAGAGGCAAUAAAUACUGAAACGGAGUUUCAGUUUGUCAGUGCAAAAAAGAUUAUUGACCAGAGUUCUGAAGGAGAAUUUAGGGCAAAUGGUGUUUAUGAUCCAAUUUCAGAAAGUAUAGACAGUGAAACACAUGAGAAACAUUUAUGUGAAGCUUUCUAUGGGGAAAGAACUGGUCCUGUUUCAUCAGAAGAAAAGCGCAACGAUAUAUUGAAUAGUGCUUCUAAAGGUAUUUCUGAAAAGAAAUCGCCCUUCAACAGCUGUCUGCCUGUCACCGAUGACAUGCAAGAAAAUUCUGAGGCAGCUUGCAUGGAUAAUAAGAAAAUGAGGGAUGAAAUUCCAGCAAAUAUUUUUCAACAACCGGCUGCUACCAUGGAAGAAAGUGAGGCUGCGAAGCAAGGUGCCGAAAGUGAAGUCAAUGCUAUAGCGUUUAGUAAUGGCAGUCAAGCUUUGCCACCACAGGAAUUGACUGCACCUAUUACUUCAGAAUCUUUUUCAAUGACUCCUCUUGAUCAUUCGCUGGUGGAUGGAGAGAGGAUUGCUAAUGGUGAAAGAGUUAUGGAUCUUCCUUUCGUUAAAGACUUUGCUGCUAUCAUGGAUGGCAAUGGAAUCAGUGCGAGAGGAGAAACAGAUGCUGUACAGGAAAAUAAUAUCGUGGAGGAGAUGGCAACAUCCGCACUGAAAGUUGAGCUUACUGACUGCAGUGGUGGUAAUGUGGAUGCAGAGUUGUAUGACACAAAUAUGAGUGACACAGAAACAAUAAUUCAGGAAACUGAUACUUUUGGGGUUGCAAGUACCGAAUUCCUGGAAGAGAUGUCAAAUGCGCCUUCUGCUAUGGGUUCUGAUAACUCUCGUGAUCUUGAUGAUCCAAGUGAUAAGGUUGGACUUGAGCGUGAUUGUAGCUUUUCCUCUGGAGUAGAUGGUUUUACGUCAACUGCUGGCAUAAUUGUGGAUAACAUUUCAGUGCUUGGCACAUUGGAGAGCACUUUAAAGAGUAACGAUCUUCAAUCUGCAAUAGAAGUUGAUGAUCCUAACAUAAGUGCGGCAAAACAAUUAGAUGCUACCGUCACCAUUGAAGAAGCAGGGGUCGGCGAUGGUGAAAAAGCAUAUGUUUCUCAUCUGGGAUCUUUACAUGGUGGUGAACAGGAAGAUGUCUCAUCAUUUGCUGAUACACCUUGUAGCAAGCUUGAAAUUAGAACUGCAGAAAAAGAACAUUCACAAGCUAUGGAUGACAUCAAUAAUGUUGGGGGAACUGAAAUCUCUACUGAAUGCAAAGUUACAAGGGAGGAAAGAGAUUGGUGCCAUAUAAACGCCGCAGGUUUUAAUGAUGUAACUGAUGGUUCCUUUGUAGAAGGGAGCAAGAUAGAUCUUGAAGAAAUUGCUGAAGUAAAGUCGGAUGAUUGUGAAAGUUCCAUGAAAACAGACGCAGCCCUGGAUAGCAUUGAUGGUUUAGAUGUGAAUCAGUCUCCAUGUUUGGACGAAAGGAAGAGUUGUGACCUAGAGACUGAAGAACCGCAUGGCUUGCAUUUUCCUGGAAACAUAGCUGGUGACUCCAUGGAAGUUGAAACUAAAAGCUGCAGUAAACUGGACAUUAUGACUUUAGUGAAACCUGAGAUGGUUGUAGAUUGCUCUUCCGUUUCCUCAGUAUGUGUUGUUUCUGAUGAACGGAAACACCUUGAGAAUUCCGAUGAAUCGAACAUCUUUACCUGCAUGGAGAUGAGUUUGUUUCUUGGGGUUGAGGAUGGAGUUAAAACACCAGUCGCAAUGGCCGGUGACAGUAAAUAUGAUAAUUUGGACAAGGCCAUCCCAGAAUGCAAUUCAAGUGACUUUGAAGAGGGUGAUUAUGAUACGAGAAGAGAUGUUGAUGACACAAAUUUCUCAGUGGAAAAGGAUGGUCCUGAAGAUACUGAGGAAACGAUGGAGUUGAGGAACGACUUCUAUGGGCAGGAUGCAAUAAUUGCAGUUAAAUCUCCCCUUUCAAAGAAUUCGGAAAUUAGCAGAGAAAGUAAAUACCUAGCGAAUCCUGAUGAACCGAAUAUCUUUACCAACGUGGAGAUGAGUUUGUUUCUUGGGGUUGAAUAUGAAGUUAAAAGAUCAGAUGCAAAUGCCGGUGACGGUAAUGAUGUUGCUUUAGACAAGGCCAUCACGGAAUGCAAUUCAAGUGACACUAAAGAGGGUGAUUUUGUUGCGAGAACAGAUGUUGAGGACACAAAUUUCUCAGUAAAAAAUGAUAGUCCUGAAGAUACUGAAGGAACAGUGGAGUUGAGCAAAGACUUCUCGGGGCAGGAUGCAGCAAUGGCAGAUAAAUCUUCCCUUUCAAAGCAUUCAGAAAUUAGCAGAGAAUGUGAAGACCUAGCGGAUCCUGAUGAAUCAAAUAUCUUUACCAACAUGGAAAUGAGUUUGUUUCUUGGGGUUGAAGAUGAAGUUAAAAAUUCGGAUGCAAAGGCUGGUGAAAGUAAUGAUGUUACUUUGGACAAGGCCAUCCCAGAAUGCAAUUCAAGUGACUUUGAAGAGGGUGAUCAUGCUACGAGAACAGAUGUUGACACAACUUUUGCAGUGAAAGAGGAUGGUCCUGAAGAAACAAUGGAGUUGAGGAACGACUUCUAUGGGCAAGAUGCAGCCAUUGCAGAACGUAAGGACCUAGCGAAUCCCGAUGAAUCAAACAUCUUUACCAACACGGAGAUGAGUUUGUUUUGGGGGGUUGAAGAUGAAGUUAAAAAUUCAGAUGUGAAGGCUGGUGAGAGUAACGAUGUUACUUUGGACAAAGCCAUCUCAGAAUGCAAUGCAAGCGACUUUAAAGAGGGUAAUCAUGUUGAGGACGCAAAUUCCUCAGUUAUUAAGGAUGGUCCUGAAGAUAAUGAAGCAACAAUUGAGUUGAGGAAAGACAUCUUGGUGGAAGGUGCAGCAGUGGCAGAUAAAUCUCCCCUUCCAAAGACUUCAGAAAUCAGAAGAGCUGUGGACGGUGAAGAAGCAGCCUUCAGAACCGAACUAAAAUUGCUAAACGCGAGUGCCAAAAAGGAGAGCAACAGCGUGUCUGUUAAGCAAUUGAUUUCGUCCAUAAUGAAAAGCAAGAGCAAGCCUGUUUUAACUCAAAGAACACCAAAGCGACCAAUAUUCCAUGACAUGAAGGAGAACGAGGGCAGCACCAAAAGGGCGCGAAUCGGCAACUUGACUACACCCAAAAUAUCAUCCAAGCUGAGGAGGCCGCUUGAGCGUAUCUUAGACUGAACUGAUUCUUUAGGAUUGUUUUGUUGGAAGAGUAACAAUAGGCACAUAGUCACGCACUUCGCUAUUAAAAUAUGAGCAUAUCUCAUGCAUUAUUUGAUUUGUAAAAGUCUAUGUUUGUGCACAUUUGAUUUGGUUGUAUUUGUUCAUCAUUCGAUGAAACUUGCAAUGAUACAUUGAUACCCCCUAAAUUAAAUUUCUGUUGUAUUA
Messenger RNA from Gossypium raimondii (Peruvian cotton), 8360 nucleotides. RefSeq lists its product as uncharacterized. Bases 141 to 8153 code for a protein of 2670 amino acids. NCBI's taxonomy places the organism in Eukaryota, Viridiplantae, Streptophyta, Magnoliopsida, Malvales, Malvaceae. The record is from RefSeq and is a predicted model, not a curated record. The transcript has 16 exons.